Rhinocladiella mackenziei CBS 650.93 is the source of this 2613-nucleotide messenger RNA. RefSeq lists its product as uncharacterized. The record is from RefSeq and is a predicted model, not a curated record. Gene Ontology annotation, molecular function: ATP binding; DNA binding; DNA ligase (ATP) activity. NCBI's taxonomy places the organism in Eukaryota, Fungi, Ascomycota, Eurotiomycetes, Chaetothyriales, Herpotrichiellaceae. The transcript is spliced from 2 exons. Gene Ontology annotation, cellular component: nucleus; mitochondrion. Bases 1 to 2613 code for a protein of 870 amino acids. Gene Ontology annotation, biological process: lagging strand elongation; Okazaki fragment processing involved in mitotic DNA replication; DNA repair.
AUGCCGCAAGGAAGGCAAUCCACUCUUGGCAAAUUUCUGAAGAACAAGCAGAAUGACACCACGCCCAAAUCUCAAUCCACUCUGUCCUUCCAUCAGAAGUCCGCAUCCAAGAGCGACCCAGCCUCGUCUGACAAUGAAGAUCAGCCUGUCAAGAACCAGGACUACGCCACUCCUGACGCAGACAUGAAGGAUGCGGGAAAUACUCUUAAGAAUGGCAACGAAGAGAGUGACGACUCUUCGAGCGGGAAACACAAGCGGCAGUCUUAUGGCAGUGAAAACGACGUAGAUGACUCUGAUGACCAGCCCGUUAUCAAGAGGAGAAAAACAACCAUGGCCAAGCAAGGCUAUGAAAGUGAAUUUAGCAAGCCGUCGUCACAAGCAAAAGGCCUCAAUGCGAAUGGCGCAUCCCAACCCAACACAGAGAACCUGACGGAAACAGUCCAAAAAUCAACAUUGGAAGAUUCAGUUUCGUCGGACGAGGACAAAGCGGUGUCUGAGCAUGAGGAUCACCUCUCGUCGAGUGAAGAUGAGAAGCCCAAGGUAGACAAAAAGCAAGUCGCCAAAAUUCAAGCCACUAUUAGAUCUUCGGGGAAAGAUCCUUAUCCGGACUGGAAAAUUGGAGAGCCUGUGCCUUACGCAGCUCUAUGCACAACCUUCUCGCUCAUCGAGCUCACAACGAAACGGCUUCAAAUCAUUGCCUAUUGCUCCGCUUUUUUACAACAAGUUCUGCGCUUGACACCACAGGAUCUCCUUCCCACCAUCCAGCUCAUGCUAAACAAGCUCGCCGCUGAUUAUGCGGGCAUCGAACUUGGAAUUGGAGAAUCCCUGAUCAUGAAAGCCAUUGGAGAGAGCUCUGGUCGUUCGUUGUCGGUCAUCAAAGCAGACCAUCAAAAGAUUGGUGAUUUAGGCUUGGUUGCCGCCAAAAGCAAGUCUAAACAAGGACAAAUGUUCAAGCCAAAGCCACUCACUGUCCGAGGCGUCCACCAAGGGCUACUUGACAUUGCCAAAAUGGAAGGACAAGGCUCCCAAGAUCAGAAAGUCCGAGCAAUUAACAAACUGAUGGCGUCUGCCGACGUCUCGUCUACGAGCAAAACGGUAGACAUCAACAAGGACAAGGGAGGUCCAUCCGAAGCGAAAUUCCUUGUUCGGUUCCUUGAAGGAAAGUUGCGACUUGGUCUGGCCGAGAAAACCGUCAUCAUUGCACUGGCACAGGCUGUUGUGACAUAUGAAGCGAUGAAGAAGGGAAAGGUUCCCAGCACCGACCAGUUGGCGGAAGGAGAAGCCACGCUAAAAACCGUGUACAGCGAAUUGCCCUCGUACGAGGUCAUCAUUCCAGCCAUGCUUGAACAUGGCAUAUUCAACUUGCAUGAGACCUGCAAGCUGCGGCCAGGGGUGCCGUUGAAACCCAUGCUUGCCAAACCCACCAAAUCGAUCACUGAAGUACUUGACCGAUUCGAGGACAAAAACUUUACUUGCGAAUACAAGUAUGAUGGAGAGCGAGCACAGGUACACUAUGUUGCUCCGGAUGCAAUGUCCGACUUUCCUGCGGCAGGGAAUACACUGGUCAAGGAUUCCAAGGCUGUCAAGGGUUUGGCUUCCAUUUUUUCACGAAAUUCCGAAGAUUUGUCAAAGAAAUACCCCGAUAUUUUGGAAAAGUUGAAUACUUGGAUCAAGCCGUCAACCAAAAGCUUUGUCUUGGAUUGUGAAGUUGUUGCCUGGGAUCCGCAGAAUAAGAAAGUCCUUCCUUUCCAGCAACUCAUGACUCGAAAACGCAAGGAUGUGAAGACGUCAGAGGUGACGGUCAAAGUGUGUGUCUUCGCCUUCGACAUGCUCUUCUACAACGGAGAACCGCUGGUGAAAAAGACGCUGCGUGAGAGACGCGAACUUCUCCACCAUGCCUUUGAACCAGUGGAAGGAGAAUUUGCGUUCGCGCAGUAUGGUGACACGAAGGAUGUCGAGGAGAUCCAGCACCUCCUGGACGAGUCUGUCAAGGCAUCUUGCGAGGGUCUAAUGGUCAAAAUGCUCGACACCGAAGAAUCAGGAUACGAACCCAGCAAGCGCUCGCGCAACUGGCUCAAAGUCAAGAAAGAUUACCUCUCCGGUAUUGGUGACUCUUUGGACCUAGUCGUCUUAGGAGCCUAUCAUGGCAAAGGGAAGCGCACGUCCUGGUAUGGUGCCUUCCUCCUAGCGGCGUACAAUCCGGACACGCAAACCUUUGAAACCGUCUGCAACAUUGGCACCGGUUUCUCAGAAGCCGUCUUGGAAGAAUUUCACAAAGACUUAUCCGAAAUCGUCAUCGACCGUCCCAAGCCGUUCUACUCCCACUCGACGGUGAAGAACGAUCAACCAGAUGUCUGGUUUGAGGCGCGCUACGUCUGGGAAGUCAAGACAGCCGACCUGACGCUGAGUCCAAGGUACCGCGCUGCGAUUGACGAAAUGGGGGGAAAGAAUGGGAUUAGCCUACGCUUUCCGCGGUUUAUUCAGAAAAGAGACGACAAGAAUCCGGAAGAGGCGACGACAACUGGUGCGAUCGCCGAGAUGUAUCGCAAACAGGAGGCUGUGGCGAAAGAAGGGCAGGCUAAAAAGGGUGUUGACGAUGAUUUUGAGUAUUAG